AUGACCAGCGACUAUUCUUUCGUCAAGGAGCAUACUCCCGAGGGAUAUGUUUUCCCUGCGCAUCGACUCCAGCGCAUGUGCGAUCCUCGCGCACAACCGUUGGUCCUUGUCGCAUGUGGCUCAUUUUCGCCAAUUACUUUUCUGCACUUGAGAAUGUUCCCCAUGGCUAGAGACCAUGCUCGGAAUGAGGGAUUCGAGGUUGUCGCAGGAGUUCUGAGUCCUGUGUCCGAUGCAUACGUCAAGAAAGGACUGGCCCCAGCACACCACCGUAUCGAAAUGUGCAGGCUUGCUACUGAGAACUCGUCCAAGUGGUUGAUGGUAGACCCAUGGGAAGCCGAGAGCCCGACUUAUAUCCCUACUGCCCGAGUGCUCGACCAUUUCGAUUACGAAAUCAACGAGGUCAUGGGUGGCAUUGAAUGCAGCGAUGGAACUCGAAAGCGUGCGCGAAUCGUCCUCCUGGCAGGCCUGGACCUGAUCCAGACCAUGUCAACUCCAGGCGUCUGGGGCGAGCGCGAUCUCGACCAUAUCCUUAGCAACUACGGCGUCUUUGCUCUUGAGCGUUCCGGUACUGAAAUUGACUCGGCCCUAGCAAACCUCAAGCAGUGGGAACACAAUAUCCAUAUCAUCCGCCAGGUUGUUACAAACGAUAUUAGCAGCACCAAGGUCCGACUGCUCCUUAAGCGCGAUAUGAGCAUUGAUUACCUAAUUCCCGAUGAGGUCAUCAGCUACAUUUACGAACACAACCUGUACCGCGACCUCGACAAUCCUGACGCCAAGGGCAAGGACAAGGCCGACAGGAAGGCGAUAGCUGGUCCAAGCACCGGCUGA
Fusarium keratoplasticum is the source of this 828-nucleotide messenger RNA. RefSeq names its product Nicotinamide-nucleotide adenylyltransferase. The coding region runs from base 1 to 828 and encodes 275 amino acids. The transcript has 7 exons. NCBI's taxonomy places the organism in Eukaryota, Fungi, Ascomycota, Sordariomycetes, Hypocreales, Nectriaceae. Gene Ontology annotation, biological process: NAD+ biosynthetic process. The record is from RefSeq and is a predicted model, not a curated record. Gene Ontology annotation, molecular function: nicotinate-nucleotide adenylyltransferase activity; nicotinamide-nucleotide adenylyltransferase activity.